This is a messenger RNA of Aspergillus chevalieri, 2022 nucleotides long. It is a transcript of the gene SFP1, whose product is annotated as zinc-coordinating transcription factor SFP1. The transcript is spliced from 3 exons. Bases 1 to 2022 code for a protein of 673 amino acids. Gene Ontology annotation, cellular component: nucleus. Lineage: Eukaryota; Fungi; Ascomycota; Eurotiomycetes; Eurotiales; Aspergillaceae. The record is from RefSeq and is a predicted model, not a curated record.
AUGCUCGGGUCCUCAGGAUCGCAAAGCCCUCCUCCCCUUCAUCACUCUCCAUCCGUUGGUGAUCACGAUCGUGCUUCAACCAGAGACUCGACUCCCGUCACCACUCCGCUUGGCUUUGGAGUUCCAUCUUCCCACCGACCGGAUAGGGAAAAGGACUAUUUGGAUCCAUUUUGGUCUCGAAAACCCGUUGAUUCCGGACACCAUCGAUCAUACUUUGACUCCCAGAUUCCCUCCUCGUCGCACCUUGACGCAGACCAAGAUUUUCCCCUGUUUCUUUCGCCUCCUACGUCGAACAACACCAUGACCGGUCCAGCUGCACCUAUUGACAUUGCCACCCGUCAGACCUCCGUCUCUCCCCCCGGGCAGCAGGCAUCGAAUUUGACUUCCGCUCUGCAGAAAGCGAAUAACGGUGAGCGCACGGGCAGCAUAUCUCACUCCAGCGGUGUUGGUCUCAGCGUCUUCAAAGCCCCGCCACCGCGCAAAGAUUCUUUCAACACGGCAGCGGGUCAAUGGGGAAAUGGAACCAAGCCAAUCUCCGUUACCGGGUCUAAUCGCGACAAGCAACGUCGGGAGUCACUGGCUGGGAGUUUAGUGGGUGGUAUGAGCUGGGGUGGUGUGUCUGUUGGGAGCUGGAUUCGUGAUGACAUCCUUAUGACCGGCACUUCUCCCUUUACGGGUUUCCAGUCGCCCUCAUUUCACUCUUCUUCCUAUCUGCCGAAAUUGGAGGCUAAUUUCAUGCGUGACUUUUCAUGCUGCGGCGUGACUCUCCCGACACUCCAUGAUUUGUUGCAACAUUAUGAAGAAGCUCAUGCCACGAAGUCGCCACACCAGGGCCACCGUCCUAGUCAAGGCGAAAGCCGGGCUGCAUUGGCGGCAGCCGCAAUCGCUCACCAACAAAGCCAGCAGAACAAUGGCCAGAACCGUGGUCUGCAGCCCGACAAGAUUAUGGAUAUGCAGCGCAAGUUGAGCCACACUCAACCAUCUCACCACCACCCCGACCUGGAUACCAUCGAUGACAUGGAGUUGGAUGAACCUAUGGGCGAUAGCGAUUCGCCAUCGAAUCUAUUUUCUCCCCCACCACAAAAUGGCGACCAGAGUGGAUUUGGAAAUUCCAACAGACCGCAGCUCAAUUUGUCUAUGCUUCCGGGCAACCAAGGCUUCAAGAGCUCCCAGCCGGGUACACCGGUUAGCUCAGCGCGUCCUCUUUCGCUGCAGAAUAACCCCACGGUGUCUUCCGUCAACACACCAACUCUGAUGGCGAACCCUUUACAGAACGCACAAUUUCGAAGCACUCCCGAUUCAUCUGCUCCGGGUACACCAGCCGAGAUUGAUGAGAGCGUAGUCGGUGGGUUUGGUGAUUUGACGAUGCAUGGCGGCGGCACCAACAGCCAGGGCCAGGGUCAGUCGCAGUUCUCGCGAUUUGGAUCCAGCAAUGACAUGGUGGACCUCUGUAUCGAUGAACCAGCGAAGCGGUUGUUCAGUCCCAGUGGCGGCUUCAACUCUCCCAACGCGCAUUUCAAACUCAGCGGAGCACAGUACGGUCCUAACAGUGACAUUGCGCGCCGAAUUCGGGAGCAACAGUUGCUAGCCGGCGUGCCGGACACCACUGCUCUUCUUCCGAACGAAGAGCCCAAACCAUUCCGAUGCCCCGUCAUUGGCUGCGAAAAGGCGUACAAGAACCAGAAUGGCCUUAAAUACCACAAAGCUCAUGGUCACAACAACCAACAGUUACACGACAACGCGGACGGUACAUUCUCGAUCGUUAACCCUGAGACAUCGGCACCUUACCCCGGAUCGCUCGGCAUGGAGAAAGAGAAGCCCUACCGGUGUGAAGUGUGUGGCAAGCGGUAUAAGAACUUGAACGGCCUCAAAUAUCACAAGUCGCAUUCACCACCGUGCAACCCCGAGUUUCAGCUCAUGGCCUGUCGCAGUCUCAACUUUGGCGGAGGCGUCAUGCAGGGACAGAAUAUUAACGUGGCUGGGGCUGGCCUCCCUGGCAUUGGUGAGGAGGGUCUUCUAUAA